AACAGCUACUGAACGAGAUAUUGUUAUAUUAUGUUCCCAAUUGAAACAGCAACAACAGACGGCACAAAACCUUCUUCCUCCAGUUUAAUGCUCGUGCCCUAGAUCAAUCUCUACAUAUCUCUCUCAAUUCAAUUUUCAAUUCAAUUUCACCUACAGGUAAGUUGACAACCAAGUUACCUGCAAAUGGGGGCUUCAGAGGAAAAUAGCGGUCUCUUUCCAAUAUUCAUAUUAACUAUGAUGGCCCUACCACUUGUACCUUAUACAAUCAUGAAGCUUUGUCGUGCCGCCACAAAAAAAGCCAAGAGCAUUAACUGCCAGUGCGCUGUUUGCUCCCGCUCAGGGAAAUAUCGCAAAUCAAUAUUUAAAAAGAUCUCAAACUUUUCAACAUGGAGUAACUUGACAUUGGUAUUGUUAUGGAUCGUUAUGGGUGUCCUUGUGUACUAUAUAAAGAGUAUAAAUCGUGAUAUUCAAGUGUUUGAGCCAUUUAGCAUUCUUGGAUUACAACCCGGAGCUACGGACUCUGAAAUAAAGAAGGCAUAUAGGAGACUUUCGGUUCAAUACCAUCCAGAUAAAAAUCCAGAUCCAGAUGCCCACAAAUAUUUUGUGGAGUCCAUUGCUAAGGCAUAUCAAGCACUUACAGAUCCAAUCUCCCGUGAAAACUUUGAAAAGUAUGGUCAUCCAGAUGGUCGGCAGGGAUUUCAAAUGGGUAUAGCUCUUCCUCAAUUUCUGCUAAAUAUAGAAGGCGCAUCGGGUGGAAUACUAUUACUAUGGAUUGUUGGUGUGUGUAUUCUUCUACCAUUGGUGGUGGCUGUUGUAUAUCUAUCCAAAUCAUCAAAAUAUACGGGAAAUAACGUUAUGCAUCAAACACUAUCCGCUUAUUAUUACUUCAUGAAACCCUCUUUAGCCCCAAGCAAAGUUAUGGAUGUUCUCAUUAAAGCUGCUGAAUAUAUGGAGAUCCCAAUCCGUAGGUCUGAUGGAGAACCCCUUCAGAAAUUAUUUAUGUUAGUUAGAAGCGAGUUGAAUUUGGAUCUCAAAAAUAUCAAACAAGAGCAGGCAAAGUUUUGGAAACAACAUCCAGCACUAGUAAAGACAGAGUUGUUGAUUCAGGCGCAUUUGACACGCGAAACAACAACCUUAACCCCAGAGUUACAAAAUGACUACAAACGUGUGGUGGAACUUGCACCUCGCCUUAUUGACGAAUUAAUGAAGAUGGCGGUUAUACCACGUACGUCUCAAGGGCAUGGCUGGCUAAGACCUGCAGUUGGUGUUGUCGAGCUUUCUCAGUGCAUCAUCCAGGCUGUUCCCCUUAGUGCAAGGAAAGCUACCGGAGGAUCCACAGAAGGAAAUGCACCGUUUUUUCAGCUUCCUCAUUUCAAUGAGGCUGUGAUGAAAAAGAUAGCCCGCAAGAAGGUGAAAAGCCUCCAGGAGUUUCGCGACAUGAAAACCGAGGACCGUGCCGAGUUGCUUUCUCAAAUUGGCGGUUUUUCCGCUGCCGAAAUUCAAGACGUAGAGUCAGUACUCAACAUGAUGCCUUCCAUAACAGUUGAAGUCACUAUCGGGACCGAAGGUGAAGAGGGUAUACAAGAAGGCGAUAUCGUCACAAUGCAAGCAUGGGUAACCCUAAAACGGGCCAACGGGUUGACCCGUGCCCUUCCUCACGCCCCAUAUUUCCCUUUCCACAAGGAAGAAAACUGGUGGUUUCUUCUCGCCGACCAAAACUCAAACAACGUCUGGUUAUCGCAAAAAGUAAGCUUCAUGGAUGAAGCUUCGGCGGUAACCGCUGCUUCGAAAGCGAUCGAGGAAACAAUGGAAGGCUCGGGGGCAAACCCGAAGGAAACUAGUAAAGCGGUCAGAGAAGCGGUUGACAAAGUCAAAGGCGGGUCUCGGCUCGUGAUGGGGAAGUUCCAAGCUCCGGCCGAAGGGAAUUACAAUUUGACUUGUUAUUUGUUGUGUGAUUCUUGGCUCGGAUGUGAUAAAAAGACGGGAGUCAAAGUCAAAGUUGUGAAACGGACUCGGGCCGGGACCCGUGGAGGGGUGACAGACGAAGGGCCCGUUUUGGAAGACGGUGCGGAUGAGGAAGAGGAGAUUGAAGAAGAGGAAUAUGAUGAAGAUUAUGAGAGCGAGUAUAGUGAAGAUGAAGAAGACGAUAAACAGAAGACGAAAAAAGAUAACCGUGCUAAUGGUAAAGCACCUGCGUCAAGUUCGGACUCGGGCUCAGAUGAGGAAUGAUAAUACUUUGAUUUAGGCAGGAUUAUAAAAAAAUUUUCCAUCUUUGAUAAUGCAGUUUUAUUUAAAUGGUUGUUAAGUUUGUAAACUAGGGUUUCAGAACCCAAAGUAACAGUUUGGGUCUUUUCUUAAAAGCAAAACCGUUAAUGAACCAAACUAGUC
Messenger RNA from Helianthus annuus (common sunflower), 2388 nucleotides. RefSeq names its product dnaJ protein ERDJ2A. NCBI's taxonomy places the organism in Eukaryota, Viridiplantae, Streptophyta, Magnoliopsida, Asterales, Asteraceae. Gene Ontology annotation, biological process: SRP-dependent cotranslational protein targeting to membrane; post-translational protein targeting to endoplasmic reticulum membrane. Gene Ontology annotation, molecular function: RNA binding; transmembrane protein transporter activity. The transcript is spliced from 11 exons. Bases 184 to 2229 code for a protein of 681 amino acids. Gene Ontology annotation, cellular component: Sec62/Sec63 complex. The record is from RefSeq and is a predicted model, not a curated record.